CGGCGUGCACGCGAUCGUCGCCGUGUCGUCGUCUUCGCGGUGUACCGCUGCUUCAGUUCGACCAACGACCGAGAUAGAUAUCGCGAGUUGCCUCGCAUCGCGGCGAAAUGUCCAGCGCCAAGGUCAUAGAGAACCCAGAAGUGCCGGGACUCGAAUGUUUUCUGCCGCCACCGCCGCCGCCGCCGCCGCCACCGCCACCGCCACCACCGCCGCCGCCGCCGUCGUCUUUGAACAAAUCGUCGAGCAACAACAGCAGCAUCGUGCCCGCAAAGACGCAGCAGCAGCAGCAGCAACAACGAUCAGCGACAACGAGCGACAAUAUAAUGGCCGCAGGAACGGCAAUACCGCCACCAUCUACACCGGACACGAUUCCACCAAACCUGGCCACUACGUAUCCAAAUGUGCCCGUACCAACCCCCUACAUUUCUGCGUUUCCGUCGGUGCAGCCGCAAACCCCCAGGCAACCGGCAGCUACUCCCUGGUGGAUACCCACUGACAACGACACGGCGGAUCUUUACUCUCCUUGGUACGAUACGGCGUAUAAGGGCGCCAGCGCGACGAUACCUCCCCCUGUGGCCGCGCAGACUAUGACAAAGAACAAGAACAAAUAUUACAAACGCAAGAACGAAUUUAUUGACCCCGCACAGGACGCAGAAAAAGUGGCGAGCGCUCAAAGGGAGCUAUCAGCGCUGAUGAAACCGCUCAAGUGUGAUCUGUGCAAUGCAGUCAUGAACUCGACGCUGCAGGCGAAACUGCACUAUGACGGCAAGCCGCAUCAGAAGAAAGUGUCGAUGUUCCUGAAUCAAAGCGUUAAGAAGCAGAAGACGGAAGAUGGAAGCCAAGUGAGCAGCACGACCAAUAACGACUGGCAAAACUACUGUGAUAUAUGCAAAACGUGGUUCACGUCACAGACGGACGCCACGCAGCACUACGCAGGCAAAAAGCACAUUAGAGCGGCGAACGGCGGGCCUCGCAGGCCGACGAAGAAGCCACAGAAUCAGUACAAUCAGAUCGACUCGACUGGACGCUUCGGGAUUGGAGUGGCUUUUCAGCAACCAGACGUGCAGUCCGCACCGACGGUAACACCUGUGAUACCUGAUGGUACAACGCCCGUACCGAAUACAGUCGCGCCAGCGAUGUAUACGUCGCCGCCGUAUCCCACGCCGUUGCGUUGCGAUCUGUGCGGAGUCUCUGCCAAUCGUCAAGAUCAGCUGGAAACGCACAAGCGCGGAGCCCGACACUUGAGGAUGCUCCGGCUUAAUGGGCUUCCAGUACCCGAGCUCGCCGCCGAAAACGAGAACACAUCCAAUGUCGCUGAACCCAUAGAUUACUCUAUUUAUCGGACCCCAUCCGGGCAGUAUUAUUGCGCGCCGUGUAAUCUGUCAUUGAACUCGGAGACCACGUUCGCUCAGCACGUCGAGAGCAAGAAACACAAAAAUCAGUCUAAUCCGAAGUUACCAAAUGCCGUGAUAGUCGCGAAGAAAGUCAGGUUCAAGAAAAAAUAAAACCGCGACUACGCCAUUACGCUCUGUGCAACAAGCGCCACAGCAUUCCGGUUGUUUUCUUUCAUUUUUGUUGUCCGCCUCGUCCACUUCUUCUUUAGUUCAUGAUUUCGCGUGCGCCUUUGAUUUCCGCGCUUUGAUACGCUUCACCACGUGCGAAUGCACGAAAGUGAGUGAGUUCAAUGAUCGUCGUGCGUCAACAAGUGUAAUAAACCCUGUUGCGCUCGAAACACUUGGAAUAAUUUCGAGACUCGCAUAGCCGCGUUCUUCGCGUGCAUUUUUCUUUUUUUUUCGAUAAGCCAAUAAGUUUAUCAGACCGUAAGUGAAUAUCAUGGACUAAUGCAAUGACGGAUCGAGCGUCGCACGACUGAUGGAAAAUGUAAGCAUGUUAGCACGCGGCGGCAUUUAAAUUAAAUACCGAUUAACUCUAGAUUAAAUUCACGCCAAGUCGAGCGAUCAUCCAGACGAUGGCUCCAGCUCGUUAAAGCGCGUCCCGACGGUAUCACGACUAAUCAGCGACAUUUAUUCAAUUACGCGAGAUCAUUAGCUCGAGUCUGCGAGCUCGCGAGGGAGAGGAUAAGGGGAAGGAAGAGAGAUACAGAGAGAGAGAGAGAGAGAACGAUUUGCGAAAUCCCGGUGCGAGAGUCUGUGACUGUUUGCUACGUAAAAUUUAUGCGUCGUUCAGUUCAUUCGACCUUCCGUCGUGGUUUAUGAUCGGGCGAAUGAGCCGCGCCGAGAGAAAGAGAGAGAGAGAGAGAGAGAGCGCCCUCUGCUAUUAAUUACCGUCGUAAUACAAUAUGACGGGUCAACGUUCCCAGUUUCUUGAUUUAACCGUCACCUGUCACGACUGUGAUUUAAGUAUAUCUCCCGUGCAGGCGAAUAAAAAUGCCGGUAUAAAACGUGAAUCAACGGUGAAGUACCUGGAGAGGCAGCGGCGUUUAUGAUAUCCAAAAAUGGCAGGAAGAAGAAGCGAACGGCGUCCUUCGAAUUCGAAUGGCCAGACGUUCCUCGAUGUGCGGUUCUAGGCAGGUCCUCGAUCACUCGACGACAGAAUCGCCGAGAUUGUGCGUGAUCUUCGGACGAACGCGAAUUCUCAAGACGAGCUGGAAGAAACCAGAGAAAGACGUUGGAGAAGACGUGAACUUGUUGCGAAUUCUUGAUGGAGGUCUCUUCCUUCAUUCUUUCCCUCCUUCCUUCCUUUCUUCUUUCGACGCUUUCUCCGGGCUUGGUGCCAGGUUCGCGAAGCACCCUGACGCGUUUCUAAUGGAUCUCGGCUGCGAAUCCGACGAUCUCCGGCUGUUCUUUUUUUCAUGAUGACAACCUUCCAUAAGGUCUCGGCCAACGCUGCAGUGCGCGACCGGAGAUUAGGAUCGUUCUCUCUCGCGCGGACUUGUAGAUCGUAGCUUUGUACCUGCGCUUUGGAUUUUUAUGACCCGCCCGUUUCACAUGUAACGUGUCCAUCUCGUUUUAUUUCCCGAUCCGCCGUCCCAUAGCGCUUCACGCCCGCCGCCGAUGUCCUAUUUCCAUCUCACUGUCUCUCCCACGAGUCUGUCAAACGUGCCAAGACAUUGUUUCCCGGCUUUUAUUGCCCGGGAGGAGGACGUAGUCGCUUUGUACCGUACUUUGUCGUACAAACGGAAUUCGUGAGAGAAGCACCGCCCCGUUCGCCACGACAACGACUCUUACUCGUGACUCCGAACUCUCCAUAAAUGAUGAAACGCGAAUUCGAUCCGUCGAAAUGUCCGACGACGGCGGCGGCGAGGCAGAAAAAGGGAAGUUGCGCGCGACGCGCAAUAUUCCAGUAAACACCAAGUAACAGUAACGUCAAUGUUACAAUUUUUCACUUUGCGAUGUAAGAGUGUUAUGACACGUGUCAUAUUGUGUGAAAAGAGAAGCUCGUUGCGAUGACAGCAAGAAGCCGUGUGUGGUACACUAAGAAACACUUAAAAAUUUAUUUGUAAAAGAUAUAAAGUUUAUUUCUGCGCGAAAUAAAAUUUACUUCUGCAAAGCAAAAUUUCUUUUCGUGGAAGAAACGUUUAACUCACAGAUAAAUUUUUAAAGUAUUCUUCCUCAGUGCGGUUAAGUCUCAUAACAUAUAUUAAGAGAAAAAAAUACUUGUACAUUUAUUUGUGAGAUGUAAAGUCUAUAUAUUCUCGCGGAAUAUAAGAAUUAUUUUUGUGUGAAUAAAUCUACAGAUAUAUA
Molecule: messenger RNA, 3704 nt
Organism: Odontomachus brunneus
Lineage: Eukaryota; Metazoa; Arthropoda; Insecta; Hymenoptera; Formicidae
Product: zinc finger protein 385D-like
Exons: 8
Coding region: 108-1505 (465 amino acids)
Molecular function (GO): nucleic acid binding; zinc ion binding
Source: RefSeq, a predicted model, not a curated record